Messenger RNA from Lucilia cuprina (Australian sheep blowfly), 639 nucleotides. Its product is annotated as acanthoscurrin-1-like. The coding region runs from base 95 to 559 and encodes 154 amino acids. The transcript is spliced from 2 exons. The record is from RefSeq and is a predicted model, not a curated record. NCBI's taxonomy places the organism in Eukaryota, Metazoa, Arthropoda, Insecta, Diptera, Calliphoridae.
UUUAAAUUCAAUCAUCUGUUAAAUUGUAAUUAAUCAGUUAACUGAAACCUGUUGAUGAACGCAGAACGUUGUUAUUCGGUAAAUUUAAGGAAAAAUGAAAAUUGCAAUUGCAUGUUUUUUAACCACAUUUGUGGUGAUAUUUAGUGAAGUGAACGCGCAGGGUGGUAGACCCGGCUCUUAUGGAGGUGGAGGAGGCGGUGGUGGACCCUUAGGUGGAGGUGGUGGAGGACCUGGUGGUGGUUAUGGAGGACAAGGUGGUGGUCAGGGUGGAGGAUUUGGAGGCGGUCAAGGUGGUGGUCUCGGUGGUGGUCAAGGUGGUGGUCUCGGUGGUGGUCAAGGUGGUGGAUAUGGUGGUCAAGGCGGUGCCGGUGGAUUUGGCGGCCAACCUGGUCAACCAGGUGGUAGUGGUGGCAGCGGUUUUGGAGGCAGUGGUGGUUAUGGUGGCAGUGGCGGUUUUGGAGGUAGCGGUGGUUAUGGAGGUCAGGCAGGCCAACCAGGACAACCUGGCCAACCUGGUGGUUUUGGUGGUAAAGGAGGUGAUGGUGGAUAUGGUCGCUAAAAAAUAAUGUAGUAAUCUCGAUUAAAUGUUAUAUUCCUAAUAAAUUAUGUUAUGUUAUUUGCCCUUAGGGGCAACAUAUU